This is a messenger RNA of Dicentrarchus labrax (European seabass), 2719 nucleotides long. RefSeq names its product lumican (gene lum). NCBI's taxonomy places the organism in Eukaryota, Metazoa, Chordata, Actinopteri, Moronidae. The record is from RefSeq and is a predicted model, not a curated record. The transcript has 4 exons. Gene Ontology annotation, molecular function: protein binding. The coding region runs from base 16 to 1245 and encodes 409 amino acids.
AACAGUUACAGUGCCAUGUCUGGUCAAAAACAGAGGAGAAGAAAUGUUUGCGUCAAGUGUUAUGCAAGUCUCCCCCGGCCGUCUCAAAAUCUUUUUGUCAGAUUUUCCAAAGCCUUACUCACAGCUCGAGAGAGACUUCAAGUUUUUGAACACCACACUGUUCUUACCUACUGGCCCUCCACCCCACUCACACGAAGAGAGAGAACCACAGAAGCCAUGUUUCCUCUCCGUGUACCCCUGUUGGCCAUAUUGGUCAGCGUGGCCUUGUGCCAGUAUUAUGACUACGACUACCAGCCUGCUUCCAUGCUAGGACCCUCAGGGCCCAAUUGUAAUCAAGAAUGCGACUGCCCAAUCAACUUCCCCACUGCCAUGUAUUGUGACAGCCGCAAGCUCAAGUUUGUUCCCAUAGUGCCUACAGGGAUCAAGUACCUGUACCUCCAGAACAACCAGAUAGAAGAGAUCAAGGCAGGUGUGUUUGAUAAUGUUACUGAUGUACUUCGCUGGCUGGUACUUGACAACAACCAGAUUACCAAUGCAAAGGUAGCAAAAGGCACAAUCGACAAACUCACAGCCCUGGAGAAGCUAUUCUUUAGCUACAACGACCUGACAGAGCCAGUCAUCCCUCCCUCAAAGUCCCUUGAUGAGCUGAAGAUGAUGCACAACAAAUUGUCCAAGUUCCCCUCUGGACUCUUGAAUGACAAGGAGAAUUUGACCUCCAUCAACCUUCAGCACAAUCAGCUAACCUCCGAUGCCGUCUCAGGGGCAUUCAAAGGGCCAAAGAAGCUUCUGUCCCUUGAUGUGAGCCACAACAAGCUCAAGAAGCUGCCAGCUGGAGUCCCCAGUUCACUGGAAAUCCUCUAUGCCGACUACAAUGACAUUGAUAGUGUCGGGGCAGGAUAUCUGAACAAGCUUCCAGCACUGCAGUACCUGAGGAUCUCCCACAACAAGCUGGUGGACUCCGGGCUCCCUGCUGGAGUGUUCAAUACGACAUCGCUGGUGGAGCUGGACCUGUCUUUCAACAAACUGCAGUCCAUCCCUGAGAUCAACGAGCAGCUGGAGCAGCUCUACCUCCAGGCCAACGAGAUCAACAAGUUUGACCUGACAAGUUUCUGCAAGUUCAUUGGACCCCUCAACUAUUCCCGUCUGAAGCAUCUGCGCCUGGACGCCAACAACAUCACUCACAGCAGCCUGCCCCCUGACUCCUCCAACUGCCUGCGCCAAGCUUCAGAUAUCAUGUUUGAAUAAGGACCUCCCUCAGAUCUAUGACCUCUCUAUGACGCCCUUAUGUACUACCAUGGCACAGCUCAGCCCAAAGCCUUCUGGAUUUAAAUGGCAUAGUAUCCCUCCUUUCAUAGUACUCACAUGUCUUUGCACAUAAGUAGUAUGCUAAUUUUGGGUACUGCCAUGGAAUCUUCAUCAAUUAAAUACAUAUCUUGAGUAAAUCAAGAGCUGGGCAAAUUUGAAAUGCAACAGAUAGAAAAACAAACUAUCAAUCAAUAAAAACUAGCAAUUUUGAAAAUCAUUUUUAAACAUAUCUCACAAAACAUGCAAUAAGCUUGUUCAAUUCAUCAACCAAACAAGUGUUUAAAAUAUUUAGGUAUAGAUAUAAAUGAAUAUUCUCAUUGCUGAAAUAAACAUGAAAAAAAAAUAAAAGAAAAAAGUAAAAAAUAUAUAUAUAUAAAAGUAAAGGGCCAAAAAGUCUAUGAAUAAAAAAGUAAUUAAUUGUAAAACACACACUUAAAACAUUCCAAACUUGCUUGAUUUUAUUGAAUACAGACACAAUGGAGUAAACAACAGUGUCUCAAUUCAAUCGUAGUGUCAUUUUGUCGUCUGUCUUGUAUGUUCAUAUGUUUAGCAUGUAUAAUAUAAUGUGGGUGGAAUAAUGAAUCCAUUGCUGUGCAAAGGACCAGCAUAUAAGGACUGUGUACUCAGAUUUCAGUGUAUAAUGCCUAGUGUGAGAAAUGAUGAGAAAAUGUAAAAUAGCAGUUACAUAGCAGCCACGUUUUCAGCAUCUCGAAUGAAUCAAAGUGGUUUUAAAGAGAAUACCAGUGUUAUUUACUCAUGUCUGCCAUUGUCCGCCUUCUAAUCAAAUAGCAUGAAGUCCCAUUGACUGGCUUUUUUGAACUAUAAGAUAAAAACAUAUAUAUACCCAACUAAGAUAUUUCCAUUUCCAUUUGGACAUAACUUCCCAAUUCCUUGAAGCAAUUACUUUGAGCCCAAUUUAAGUAGGACGUUUGUGAAGUACUUGGUGUUAAAAAGUGGAAUAAAUGACACAUGAUUAAAAGACAUUGGUAUUAUAAACCUUGAGAUGAUAGUAUGAUGUUUUCUUGAAAUCACGAGUCAAAUUGUUUCUUUACUUUACCUACUUCCUAGAUGUCCACUUUCAUGCGUAUUGCUGAUUUGUAUACAAUAUUUGCAUUACUUGCAUGCAACCAAUGGUACCAUUCUUUGAUAAUAAACUACAGCUUUUGCAGUUAAGGUGCUUUCAUUGUUACGUUGUUGUUCACUAUGUUCUUGAUGAUCUUCUUACCAAUACAAAGUCAACUUGGCAGCAGUGUCAAGUUGAUUGCAGUUAUGUUAUUAGAAUGUCACAUUUUGUUUAGGUAAUUUUCCAUUUCAUCGUGAUUUCUUUUGUGGCCUUUGAUUCAGUAACUGGUUUUGAACUUGGAUUUACUGUGAGUAAAACAAACACAGUUGAAUAAACUUUAUUUCCAACUGA